AUGGGCUUUAUUCCGUCCAUGGCUUUAACGCUUGAUCAUUCUAUAUGGAUGCACAGUGACCGUUUUCGCAUCGAUGACUGGCUGCUCUAUGAAAACCACUCCACUAUAGCUUGUGGGGGUCGUACACUGAUCGAAGGAAAACUGUGGACCCGCGAUGGCCGUCUAGUGUUCUCCACAGCGCAGGAAGCCCUGAUCCGUGCUCCAAAGAAAGUCGAGCAGCCGUCUAGCAAUGGGAACUCGCACUAA
Molecule: messenger RNA, 246 nt
Organism: Ostertagia ostertagi
Lineage: Eukaryota; Metazoa; Nematoda; Chromadorea; Rhabditida; Trichostrongylidae
Source: the annotation of a GenBank genome assembly